Molecule: messenger RNA, 3817 nt
Organism: Neolamprologus brichardi
Lineage: Eukaryota; Metazoa; Chordata; Actinopteri; Cichliformes; Cichlidae
Source: RefSeq, a predicted model, not a curated record
UGAGAGCAUCCCACGCUCGUACCCAUCUCGUGCGCAGAGUCCUACCCGAUAGCGUUUCUGUUUGUGCACAUCAACUCAGCGGAGAGCAGGCUUCUCACCUUCGUGCGCGUUUCCAAAUCAACUGCAGAUAUUUGGUCUUUUUUCUUCUUAAUUUUAUUAUUAUAAUUUUUUGGAAGGGUUCCUCGUCUGCAGUUCCUGACAUCACACUGAUGUUCUUCACUUCUGAGCUCUCCACCCAGUCAGCAGGGGAGCGCUGGACCAGAGACGCACAAGCAGGGGAGAGCAGGCUGAUGUUAGCGGCUGUGGUGAGGCUCUGUCUGCCAGUUUAAAACUAAAGAAACAGCUAAGACUCGUUUAAUGAACAAUUGUGGCUGCUGCGCUCGGUUUAGAGACCAUGGAUGCGCUGCACGGCCGCUGACCUGGCGGGUUACUUGUUUUGUGAAGUGUGCGCAGGAAUAGAUGCUUCACUUGAUUGAGCCCAGAUGAUUUUUUUUUUGCAAAGUGAUGGCAGGUCGUUAGCAGCUUGCUUUCAGUUUUCUCGGAGUUGGUGUGUGUGCGUGUGUGUGUGAUUACUUCUCUGCACCCCUCUGAUUACUUCUUACACCUGACUGUUAACAAUGAUCACCGGAGGUCCCGUUUCAGCGCGACUCGCUUACACAACAUCUACUGUGCAUGUGCAUCUCGUCUUGUGCGGCCGCGACUUUAUUUGCAGAUAACUUUUGAACCUGAACUCAAACUCAGGCUGUGGACUAGUUUCAGUCGGACUAUGACUUGGUCCAAACUUUGCUCUGCGCUCCUGCGGAUGAUCCAGUGAAACGUGCCAAGUUGUCUGUAGUUUAAUCGCGACAGCCUUGAGAUGUUAGGAAGUCCAUCAAACAACGGCGGCAUCAGGAUGCUGGCGCCUCCGGCUCCAAACGACGAGAGGCGGGUAGAGUUUGUGGCUCUCACCGCCGUCCAGACGGAGAGAAGCGAACCGUCCACUCCGGAGCGCGGACACCCGUCUCACCGCACGGGUCUGCUGGGCACCCCGCUGCCUGGACCGCCCGGACCUCGGGCCAACAUGUCCGCUUCAAGCAAGCGCUACAGAAAGUUUCAAAACUGCCUGUACAACGUGCUAGAAAGACCAAGAGGAUGGGCAUUCAUCUACCAUGCAUUCAUUUUUCUUCUGGUGUUCAGCUGCUUAGUGCUGUCCGUGUUCUCCACCAUCCCCGAACACCAGAAAGCUGCAAACCAAGGUCUCUUCAUCCUGGAAUUUGUCAUGAUCGUGGUGUUUGGCUUGGAGUACUUCAUCAGGGUUUGGGCAGCCGGAUGUUGCUGCAGAUACCGAGGAUGGAAAGGACGACUGAAAUUUGCCAGGAAGCCUUUUUGUGUCAUAGACUUCAUUGUGUUCGUGGCGUCACUGGGAGUGAUUGCAGCAGGCACGCAGGGCAACAUCUUUGCUACGUCCGCCCUGCGCAGCAUGCGUUUUCUUCAGAUUUUGCGUAUGGUACGCAUGGACCGACGAGGAGGCACCUGGAAACUUCUGGGCUCCGUGGUGUAUGCUCACAGCAAGGAGUUGAUCACAGCCUGGUACAUAGGUUUCCUGGUCCUGAUCUUUGCCUCCUUCCUCGUCUACCUGGCAGAGAAAGACAUCAACUCAGACUUCAACACUUAUGCAGACUCCCUCUGGUGGGGGACUAUAACUUUAACUACGAUUGGCUACGGUGACAAGACCCCUCAUACGUGGCAGGGACGGCUCCUAGCUGCGGGCUUUGCUCUUCUGGGAGUCUCUUUCUUUGCCCUGCCUGCUGGAAUUUUGGGGUCAGGCUUUGCCUUAAAGGUUCAAGAGCAACACAGGCAGAAACACUUUGAGAAGAGGAGGAUGCCUGCAGCAAACCUGAUACAGGCUGCAUGGCGUCUCUACUCAACAGAUGCCAAACACUCCUAUCUAACAGCUACUUGGUACUUCUACGACAGCAUGUUGCCUUCUUUCAGAGAACUGACGCUACUGUUCAGUCACCUCCAGAGACAGCGUAACACCAAGAAGGUUCUCCACAACUCCUACCACACGCUGCUGUCUGGGCUGCGGCCCUACAGCUCCCCCUACCUGUCGGGGGACAGGAAGGCAGAAGUUCCAUGCAGUCAACUCCUCUCUAAAAAGCGGGGUCUCUUCCGGAUACACGCUGGCCGCAAGCAGAGCGGUAAAAUAGGCUUUCGGGAUCGGAUCAGGAUGAACAAUUCCCGUUCAUCCCAAACCAUUCGGAACAAGGCUUCGCCGUUGCCCCCUAGCUCCGGUGUCCGCCGCUCUCCCAGCCAGGAGAACGUCCCCGAGGCCACGAGCCCGGGAAAGGUCCAAAAGAGCUGGAGCUUCAAUGACCGCACACGCUUCCGCACCUCCCUGCGCCUCAAACCGCGUCCUCCUGUUGAUGAGGGACUCGGGGAGGACAGCGUGGAAGACAAACCAUACUGUGACGUAACAAUGGAGGAGGUGAUCCCAGCAGUGAAGACGCUUAUACGAGCUGUCAGGAUCUUGAAGUUCCUUGUGGCCAAGAGGAAGUUUAAGGAGACACUACGCCCGUACGAUGUGAAGGAUGUCAUAGAGCAGUAUUCUGCUGGACACUUGGACAUGCUGGGCCGCAUCAAGAGCCUGCAGACCAGGGUGGACCAGAUAAUUGGACGAGGAGCUGUUCAGCCAGAUAAGAAGACACGUCCUGAAAAGGGAGAGAAGACACAGCCAGAACUGGACUCACUGGAUGAGCUAAGCAUGAUGGGCCGUGUAGUCAAGGUGGAGAAACAGGUUCAGUCCAUAGAAAACAAGCUGGACCUCCUGCUCAACUUUUACUCCCAGUGCCUGAAGAAAGGCUCGUCCAACUUUACCUUGUCCUCCCUCCUCGACCCCGACCUGACUUCUGACUACCACAGCCCCACGGACCAAAGAGACCUCUUCCCCUCUGCUAACACACUCAUCUCUCAGUCUGAGAGCGGCAACUUGGAAUGACAAUGAGCUGACUGUUCGAACAAAGGCACAAACCCUUUACAGUAUGUCUUCCUAAGGCUGUGUCCUCACUCAGCCUAAAUUACUUCUCAUCACUUCCUUUCAUUUCAGUCUUCACUCUGCAUCCCCCCUUUACUUUCCCCCUCGAGUGAACGUUUCCAGCCCGAGGCCACCAGAUGGCUCCACCUGACAGGGAGCCACAGCCAAAGCUGCUCACCGCACACACCUCUGAACCCACUACUGUACAUGAGGAUGGAGAUGAAGAAAGGACACGUGAACGACUAAUACUUGACUACUGAACCACUCUCAGCCGCUCACUUCAUGCUAUAUAUACAUCGAUGCCUAAUUUAAAGCUGUAGAUAAUCGGUGGGGUUCACUGAAGUUUUUUAAAGUUUUAGAGAAAUCUUUUGUCCACACCAUCAGUUUUCAUCAGACACUGAUUUGUCUGUGAUUACUUUGAUAAUUUAGGAUGGCAUCACAGCUCUUGAGUAGCACCAAAGGAGCUGAGACAAGGUGCUCCUGUGGAAAGGGGGAGAAUCUCUCAGGCUCAGCUGACAGCCACCAGACUCCAGUGGUAUCAUCUGAACAAAAGGAAGGGGGUAAACGUGUAAAUCCUGCUUUAAUUGCCCAAACUACACACAUGAAACAGAGUUAGGAGAAUGUGUUGGACUGGUGUGCAUACAGUACAUGACUCCUUAGAAGUUUGGUCUCCAACAAGCCCACAUGCAAAAAAAAACAACAAAGAAAGAAAGAAAACAACCCACACACAUCCCUGUUUGACUGAAAUAAGGAAUGCUCGUACUUGUUUAGAAUUUAAUAGAGCCAAAAUGUUCUUUAACAGGC